AUGUCGGCCUCCCUUCCUCCUCAGUACUCUACCAUCGAUAGCAUGAGUAACACUUCCAAAAUAGGGAUUUGCUUGGGAGUAGCAGCUGCUGCAGUUGGAGCUGCUGGGGUCUUUGCAGCCUAUAAAUUUUUCAAAUCGGAUCGUCCCCGUAGUGGAUCCCUCCUGGCCGAUCCCGACAACCACCUUGCAGAAGAGGAGGUCCUACAGGGCCAUGAAGUCUUCAGACACGAUCGUCAGACUAAAGCCGUGAUGAUGGCCAACGCUACCAAGUUCCUCGACCUUAUGAACACUAGGAGGUCCAUCAGAUUCUAUUCAAAGGAUGAUGUGCCUAUGGAUAUCAUAAUGGCAGCUGUGAGGACAGCCUGUACAGCUCCUAGUGGUGCCCAUCUCCAACCAUGGACCUUCGUUAUUGUCCAUAAUCAGAAGGCUAAGGACAAGAUACGUGAUGUUGUGGAGCGUGAAGAGCAGUUGAAUUACGACCGUCGUAUGCGUAGAAGCUGGGUUAAUGACGUUGCCCCUAUGGUUGGGGAUCUACAUCGUGAUGGCCGAGUGGCCAAACCCUAUCUGUCGGAGGCGCCUUAUCUCAUUGUUAUGAUGAAGCAAUCACACAGGGUUGACCCUACUACGG
Perkinsus marinus ATCC 50983 is the source of this 628-nucleotide messenger RNA. RefSeq names its product iodotyrosine dehalogenase, putative. Lineage: Eukaryota; Perkinsozoa; Perkinsida; Perkinsidae. The annotation marks the transcript as partial. Gene Ontology annotation, molecular function: oxidoreductase activity. The transcript is spliced from 6 exons. The record is from RefSeq and is a predicted model, not a curated record.